UCUAAACCUAGAGGAAGCAGACGCAGCGAGGCUGCAGCUGUGGCUGGGGCUGUGGCAGGGGCGUGGCACGCAGGAUGGCACCGCAGCUUGGCCCGCACGAACUGCAGCACAUCUUCUCCUUCCUGGAGGCCCGCGACCUGUUGCGCGCUGCGCAGGUGAACAAGGUCUGGAAUGAGGUUUCAAUGAGCACGGAACUGUGGAGGCAGCUGUGUCUGAGGCGAUGGGCCUCCUGCAAGGCCUUCCCAGUGGUCCUGGGCACGCAGACAUGGAGGCAGUACUAUUUCUGCCGGUCUGAGCUCGAGUUCCAUGUGGAAUCUGGGCGGCCACAGGACUACAUCUGCAAAGCUAUUUCUGGGCACACAGGAACGAUAGAUCAGCUGGCCUAUGUCUCGCCCCACGAGUACCGCUUUGAUGAAAGGGCGAGGUCCGUGGUUUGCACUGUGUCUUCAGACUGUACCGUGCGUGCCUGGGAUCUGCAGGAGGGCACGGAGAUCUGGUCGAGUCCUGAGCAGCCUGCUCCUCUGGUGAACUUGGUGGCCUAUCCUCAGCUGCAGCUGGUUGUCACUGUAGACACACAGGGCUUGAUCAAGGCGUGGAAGGCAGAGACGGGGUCUGAGUGGGCCUCUUUCAGUUUGCCAACCUCCUGUUCGUCAAUGGAGACCUGUGACCACCCAGAGGGCCCCUUCCUGCUGGUAGCCUGUGAUGAAGGAACCCUCUACACUAUGACAGUACCUCAACUGCAGGUGGUCUCCAGAGUGGCCACGUUUCCUCACACCCCUGUGAGCCUCACCUGCUCACCUGACACACAGUGGGUAUAUGUGUCCGCACAAGACUCAGACUCAGGCCCAAAGGUGUUCUACACUCAGCCCUUGGCACACCCAUCAGAAGACAGACUUCCUGUCUCCACGACCCUCCCCAUCAGGCUGAGCGCCAGCGCCUGCUGGGCUCCAGACGAGGCAGCCAGGUUGAUGGUGUUACACAGAGAUGGUGUGCAUCUGGUUAUCACUACCUUCGAGUUAAAGGCCAACAAGUCCAGGGACAGAGUGAGCAUCCUGGCACAACAGCUGGCCAACUUCCCCCUGCCGGACAGUGUGACUCCUCACCUCAUGCAGGCCCACGGCUCGCAAACGAUCCUGCUCGCCUCCAGUUCAGAGCUGGUGCUGUUCACCAUACACGGCCUGCAGCUGAUGGCCUUCCAGGACCACCAGCAGUCCAUCACAUCUAUGUGGGUGGAUGCUGACCGUGUCAUCACUGCUGCCUUGGACCUGUCCCUGCGUGUCUAUGUGUGGAAUAAAAAGAACACAUCUCCUGUUCUCCAGAGCUGUUACCAUUUGCUCGGAGGAUCUCACAGAUGGGCCAGUGGAUUCACCCACGUGAAGAGCGACAGCAGGAGCAUUGCUGGGGUGGAAGCCAGAAGCACUGGGACAAGUAUUCUGAGGUCAUAUUGCUACAAAGUCAAGCUUGGUUAGGCACCACCAGUUGAAGAUGUUCUUGUGUGGUGUGCAUGCAAAAUCCUUACCAAAGAUGUUGUCAGCUUUGGAAAAGGAACUAGCAAGAUGCCAGCUAUCUUCUCACAGAGAGCCAGUGAAGUGGUUUCUAUCAUCUUAUGUUUCACUGUCCCACUCAGAAAGAGCGGAGAAUAAGUACCAUCUUCAGCCCGUUUUCCAGGUGGUGCUGAUCACAGACAGAGUGGACUGGUUGUGGUAGUGGUAAAUUAACGGCCUGCUUUUUUGCAGUGUCCAGAUGGCAACAGAGUUGUUUUUGUUAUCAAGAAUUAAUUAAAAUAUUUUUAUCUGCC
Molecule: messenger RNA, 1798 nt
Organism: Apodemus sylvaticus (European woodmouse)
Lineage: Eukaryota; Metazoa; Chordata; Mammalia; Rodentia; Muridae
Product: F-box/WD repeat-containing protein 12-like
Exons: 10
Coding region: 75-1469 (464 amino acids)
Molecular function (GO): protein binding
Source: RefSeq, a predicted model, not a curated record